AUGGCUCAGUCCCCUUCCCGGCAGAGCCUCGACUACUGGAUCUUACCUCAAGGCUGGGGCUGGGCCGGCCCCUCGGACUCCACGUCCCCAGCCUCCUCCUCCUCGGAUUCGUCGGGCUCGUGCCCCUGCGACGGCGCCCGCGGUCCCUCGCGGCCCGCACUCCCGGCUCGCGGCGCCCGCGCCGCCGAGGCCGCACAGACGGCGCCGGGACGAGCACGGCCGGGACCCGCCGGCGGGCAGCGGCAGAGCGCCAGCGAGCGCGAGAAGCUGCGCAUGCGCACGCUCGCCCGCGCCCUGCACGAGCUGCGCCGCUACCUGCCGCCGUCGGUGGCGCCGGCCGGCCAGAGCCUGACCAAGAUCGAGACGCUGCGCCUGGCCAUCCGCUACAUCGGCCAUCUGUCGGCUGUGCUGGGCCUCAGCGAGGAGAACCUGCAGCGCCGGCGCCGGCGACACGGCGAAGCGGUGCCCGCACGGGGCUGCCCGCUCUGCCCCGACAGCGGCCCCGCUCAGGCGACGCAUCCGCGCGGCCCGGGCCCGGGCCCAGCCGCCCCCGCCGCGGGGUCCUGGGCGUCCUCGCCUGCCUGCCCCGGAGCCCAGGCGGCGCCCGAGCGCUUGGGGAGCAGGGUCCCUGACGUGGGUCUCCGGGUGACACCCCCUUAUUGCCCCAGGAUGCAGUCGCUCCCGCAAGUAUCCCAAGGGAGAGCCUCGGACGCGGCCCUUUGGACGCUGCCCCCAACCCGUUCCGGAACGCAGACAUCCCCACAGCCCGGGAAUCAGGGCACGCCCUGGACGCCGCCUCCCGCGGCCCCGGAGCUGGCUGCCGCGUACCAGGGUAUCCCUGUGUCUCCAGAGUCCUAUCUGUUGCCAGAAACCCCACCCCUCCUGCCACGCUCAGCAUGCCAGAGACUCCAGCCUCAGACCCAGUGGGGAUACUGGAGCCACAGCGCAGAGAUGCUCCCUGGCUCGGAGGACCAGGGACCGGGCCCCACCCUCCAGUUUAGGGAUGAAAGCCCUCCCCAGAGCUCAGGCCUGCAGCUCAGUGGCUGCCCUGAACUUUGGCAAGAAGAUUUGGAGGGGGGCCACCUGGGCAUCUUCUACUAAAGGCUUUACCUGACCCCCUUUCAGCUGUAGUGUGGGCACCCUCCUCAUUUGCGAUGUCAGUGGUUUUCAAACUUUCCUUUGGCCAAAGAUCCCUUUCCCAAGUGAUAUCUUUCAUGGAAGCAGUGUUUGAAAUAGUUGGUGGUCCCCCUGGCUGGAGUUGGGGCUGGGGCAGUGCCUUCUGCUCCUAGGCACCCCCCAGGGAAACCUGCAGAGCACAGCCGGAGCUGCAGCAAGACAGUAGCUGCUUGACCAUGAAGUUGGCAGGGCUGG
Molecule: messenger RNA, 1371 nt
Organism: Hipposideros armiger (great roundleaf bat)
Lineage: Eukaryota; Metazoa; Chordata; Mammalia; Chiroptera; Hipposideridae
Gene: MESP2
Product: mesoderm posterior bHLH transcription factor 2
Exons: 2
Coding region: 1-1101 (366 amino acids)
Biological process (GO): somite rostral/caudal axis specification; regulation of transcription by RNA polymerase II; mesoderm formation
Cellular component (GO): nucleus
Molecular function (GO): protein dimerization activity; RNA polymerase II cis-regulatory region sequence-specific DNA binding; DNA-binding transcription factor activity, RNA polymerase II-specific
Source: RefSeq, a predicted model, not a curated record